AUGGAGUCAAUCCGCAACAUUGUGUCCGCAAACCUGACGUUGCUUCACAAUGGUUUGAAGCAGCUGCACGGCUACACGCCAGGAGCCUCGGAAACCCUGCAACUCACGCUACGCCCUUUCCGCGAGACUGACCUCGAUGACUUCUUUGGAUGGGCGGGAGACGAUGCAGCCACCCGCUUUAUGACUUGGGAAACAUUUCCCAACAUAGAAAACGCGAGGGCCAUCUGCAUUAAUGAUAAGGCCGUGGGUCAUGUUCUGCUCAGACAGGGUACUGGAUUUCAUAGCUGUCGUGCCGAGUUGGGCUAUGCUGUUAGCAGAAACUACUGGGGCAUAGGCAUUGCUACUGAAGCUGUCAUGCGGGCUAUACUGGCCGGGUUCUCUGAUCUUCCAGGACUGAGACGCAUUGAAGCCAUGGUGCUCCCUGAGAAUCUGCCUUCGCAGAAGGUGGUCGAAAAGGCUGGGUUUACUAGAGAGUGCCUGCUUCGACGCUAUAUCAAGAUUCGUGAGAACGUCCGAGACUGUAUUCUUUACAGUUAUGUUUUACCUGCUGCUUCCUCUUCUUAA
Messenger RNA from Cryptomeria japonica (Japanese cedar), 564 nucleotides. RefSeq lists its product as uncharacterized. The transcript is spliced from 2 exons. Gene Ontology annotation, molecular function: acyltransferase activity, transferring groups other than amino-acyl groups. The coding region runs from base 1 to 564 and encodes 187 amino acids. The record is from RefSeq and is a predicted model, not a curated record. NCBI's taxonomy places the organism in Eukaryota, Viridiplantae, Streptophyta, Pinopsida, Cupressales, Cupressaceae.